Messenger RNA from Elaeis guineensis (African oil palm), 2006 nucleotides. RefSeq lists its product as uncharacterized. Gene Ontology annotation, biological process: peptidyl-serine phosphorylation; spliceosomal complex assembly; regulation of mRNA processing. Lineage: Eukaryota; Viridiplantae; Streptophyta; Magnoliopsida; Arecales; Arecaceae. The record is from RefSeq and is a predicted model, not a curated record. Gene Ontology annotation, molecular function: protein serine/threonine kinase activity; ATP binding.
CCGUGCGAGGGAGAACUUUGGAGGGGGAGGGAGGACGAGCGCGCGUGGAGUGCAAACCCUAGUUCUUGAAUCCGGCGACGGAGGGCGACGAGGCGGCGUGGGAGCGAUCGGAGGGAGAGCGAGGUCUGUUGGAUCGGAUGGCGGAGGAGGAUGAGCGGAGCGAGAGCAGCAACUACACGUCGGAGGACGAGGGUACCGAGGACUACCGGCGGGGCGGAUACCACGCCGUCCGCGUCGGCGAUUCCUUCAAGCAGGGGGCCUACGUCGUCCAGUCCAAGCUCGGCUGGGGCCACUUCUCUACCGUCUGGCUCGCCUGGGACACUGUCCACUCCCGGUAUGUGGCACUGAAGGUGCAGAAAAGUGCGCAGCACUACACAGAGGCAGCAAUGGAUGAGAUAAAGAUCUUGAAGCAGAUUGCUGAGGGGGACUCGGAUGACAAGCGAUGUGUUGUGAAGCUGCUCGAUCACUUCAAGCAUUCAGGACCUAAUGGACACCAUGUGUGCAUGGUGUUUGAGUUUCUCGGGGACAACCUUCUCACUCUCAUUAAGUACACUGACUACCGGGGUGUUCCCCUUUCCAUGGUGAAAGAGAUCUGCCGCCAUAUUCUUGUAGCUCUUGACUACCUCCACCAUGAUCUACAGAUCAUCCACACUGACCUUAAGCCUGAGAAUGUUCUCCUGGUAUCCAGCAUUGACCCUUCCAGGGACCCGCGUCAGUCCAGCACUCCCCUGUUUAUCCCUGCUGUGAAGUCCAAUGACCCACCACCCAAGUCCCCUGCCCCUGUCAAUGGGGACCUUACUCGGAAUCAGAAGAAAAAGAUGAAGCGGAAAGCAAAGCGAGCGGCUGCCGCGACAUCAGGGAGUGCCAUGGCUUCAGCUACUGUAGAUGCUAAUGGGGUGCAACAUUCAUCUGCACUGAAUGAUGAUGGUGAUGGUGAUGUUGAAGUGCACAAGGGAGCAGUGCAUGGGCAUAGGAGAGGAAGCAGGAACACGAGGAAGAGGUUGGUGAUGGAGGCUGACUUACAGUGCAAGCUGGUGGACUUUGGGAACGCUUGUUGGACAUACAAGCAGUUCACAAGUGAUAUACAGACAAGGCAGUAUCGUUGCCCUGAGGUGCUUCUUGGGUCCAAGUAUUCAACACCUGCUGAUAUGUGGUCAUUUGCCUGCAUUUGCUUUGAGCUUGCAACAGGGGAUGUGCUUUUUGAUCCACAUAGUGGGGACAAUUUUGAUCGGGAUGAGGACCACUUAGCGUUGAUGAUGGAGCUACUAGGUAUGAUGCCACGCAAGAUUGCUUUGGGUGGCCGGUACUCCCGUGCAUUCUUCAAUAGGUAUGGGGACUUGAGGCACAUCCGCCGCUUGAAGUUUUGGCCCCUCCACAAAGUGCUUAUUGAGAAGUACGACUUCAAUGAACGGGAUGCAAAAGACAUGGCUGAUUUCCUUGUGCCUAUACUUGACUUCGUUCCAGAAAAGCGUCCCACAGCGGCUCAGUUGCUUCAGCACCCAUGGAUCAAUGCGGGACCUUUACUAUGCGAGCCAUGCUUGCCACCUACCGAUCAAAGCCAGCCAUCGGAUGAUGGUGUUUCUGAGAAGCAGAGGAAGGAGAAAGAUGAAAGGGAGGAAAUGGCAGUGGGAUUGGGGAAUAUGGCCAUUGAUGGAGCUUCAUAGCCAACCUAAGAUCCUCAAAGUAGUAGUAGACCAAGCCAGGCAAAUCUUACAGCCUCCGGGUAGGUAGUCGUUAUGAUAUACAAGCAUUCCACCUUAAAACGAGCAAAGUUUUUUGCCACAGUGUAUGUAUUCUGGCUAGGAGAAUGAUAAACCCUUCCAGCUUGAAAUGCGUCAAGGAUGGGUGUAAAAUGGAAAGGUUUAGGUGUUCUAUUAGGGUGGGAACAGUGGUUGAGGUAAUGUUUACAUGGUGGGAUUAUAGAGAUCGAUCCCUGUUAGCUUGGAUAUUCUGUAAGAUGAGCUCCCAUUUAUUCAAAUUUCUUUUUGGAAUGAACUUGCAACCCC